AUCGCACGUCAUGUCGACUUCACAUCACUAACAUAACCUCAAACUUAAAAAUAAAUAAUUGAUAAAAUAUUUUUUAUUUUAAGUUUUCAUUUCACAUGGAUCAUCAUGAUUGUUUUUUAUGAUAUCCUUUGAAUCUCGAAUCUCUUUAAAUUUAAGUGUAAAGUUUGUAUUAUAAAUAUCAUACGUUAACGUAAUCAUAUAACAAAAGUCUGCAACAUAUAAAUAGCCAAAAGACUGAAUGAUUGUGCCAGAUAUAACAAAAUUUAGAAAUAAAGGUCAGCAUGCAGUACAUUAAUAUAUCAUUGCUUUUUGAUCCUUUACAAAAUCAACGAUACUCCCGAUGAAAUACAACUGAAAUAGUUAACAGAAUUAAUCUGUAGUUCUUAAGAUCAAUUUGGUAAUUCACAAUUCAAAAUGUCUUCCAAAAGCGAAUUAACAAAGUUAUCAGAAGAAAGUCUAACCCGUCAGCCAGAAGAAGUAUUCGAUAUAAUAUGCAAAUUAGGCGAGGGUUCCUACGGAAGCGUCUACAAAGCAUUUCACAAAGAAUCCGGACAAGUGUUAGCCAUAAAACAAGUGCCUGUCGACACCGACCUUCAAGAAAUAAUAAAAGAAAUUUCAAUUAUGCAACAAUGUGAUAGCACUUACGUCGUUAAGUAUUACGGAAGUUACUUUAAAAAUACAGAUUUGUGGAUAGUCAUGGAAUAUUGUGGGGCCGGAUCAGUUUCUGAUAUAAUGCGAUUACGAAAAAAGACAUUAGACGAGGACGAAAUUGCCACAAUUUUAUGCGACACCUUGAAAGGUCUUGAAUACUUACAUUUAAGAAGAAAAAUACACAGAGAUAUUAAAGCUGGAAAUAUUUUGUUAAAUUCCGAAGGGCAUGCCAAAUUAGCCGAUUUCGGUGUGGCUGGUCAAUUGACUGACACAAUGGCAAAGAGAAACACUUUGAUUGGCACCCCAUUCUGGAUGGCACCAGAAGUUAUUCAGGAAAUAGGUUACGAUUGCGUGGCCGAUAUUUGGAGCCUGGGAAUAACUGCUUUGGAAAUGGCCGAAGGCAAACCACCUUAUGGUGACAUCCAUCCGAUGAGAGCUAUUUUUAUGAUACCUACAAAACCUCCGCCAUCUUUCAGAGAACCUGACAAGUGGAGCGCUGAAUUCAUUGAUUUCGUUAGCGGCUGCUUAGUUAAAAACCCAGAAGAACGAGCUUCCGCAAGUGAUCUAUUAAAUCAUGAAUUUAUCAAAAACGCUAAACCGCCAACAAUCCUAAAUAUUAUGAUACAGGAAGCUCAUGAAAUACGUGAAAAUAAAAUAAAAAAUUUAAACUCCGCUAAAAAUCUGCAAGGCUUGAAAAAAAAUACCAACGAAGGGUCGGAAGAGGAUGUUGGAUUAGCCAAUCAAACUAUGAUUUCGUUUGCUGAUGAAGCUACUUUAGUUCCUAAUAAGGGUGGUACUUUAGUACCGAUGUCGCCGAGUGGUACAUUGGUAGAAUUAGAAUCGCAACUCGGUACUAUGGUUAUUAAUAGUGAUAUAGACGAUCAAACUAUGAAACGCCAUUACACUAGCUCGACACAGGGAGAGAAGUAUAGACCAAUGUUUCUAGAUCAUUUCGAUAAAAAUGAGGCUGAAAUUAAACAGGGCAAUUCGAGCCCAUUAACUUUGGAGACUGCUUUAUCUGCUAAAGAUCAACAAAACUAUAAUAACUUUCAUAUAUCCGAACAACAACAAUCAUCUCAGUCAGUCCAAGUCCAACCUUUGGAAUAUCAUCAAAUUUUUAAUUAUGGAGAUUUUGAAUUCUUGAAGUAUCUCAGUUUCGAAGAACUUCAGCAAAGGAUGAAUACUUUGGAUUCGUAUAUGGAGAGAGAGAUAGACGAACUUCGUAAAAGGUAUCAAGUUAAAGGGCAACCCAUUUUAGAUGCGAUGGACACCAAACGGAAAAGGUCACAGAAUUUUUGAAGAGUUACUAUUGGUU
Messenger RNA from Psylliodes chrysocephalus, 1966 nucleotides. Lineage: Eukaryota; Metazoa; Arthropoda; Insecta; Coleoptera; Chrysomelidae. The record is from the annotation of a GenBank genome assembly.